AUGAUAGACAUAAUAAUAAUAAUAAUAAACUGCGAUAUGGGUGAGACGCCGCUCUGCGUUUAGACCAGCUCAGGCAAAGCCUGCGGCGGUGCGAUCACUUUCAGAGGUCAAAAUGGCCGAACCCUCUCCUUCCGCAGCGGAUAUGGAGAAGGAUCCGCUAAUUAAGAUGGCUGAGUGUCGCAUUUGCCAAGAGGAGGAUCCUAUUGACAAUCUCGAAUCACCCUGUGCCUGUAAUGGCAGCCUUAAGUUUGUUCAUAGAAGGUGUGUGCAACGGUGGUGCAAUGAGAAGGGAAAUACAACUUGUGAAAUUUGUCAUAAGCCUUACGAACCUAAUUAUACGGUUCCCCAACCACCACCCGAAGAGAUUGCUAUCGAUAUCAGUGGGUGGACCGUCUCCAAUACCUCAUUUGACUUGCACGACGCUCGCAUUUUUGCUAUGGCCGAGGCAGAACGACGCUUUUUGGAGGCUGAGUACGAUGAUUAUCAAUCUACAAAUGGUGGUGGAUCUGCAUUUCUUCGCUCGGUUGCUUUAAUUGUAAUGGCUCUUCUGAUCAUGAGGCAUGCAUUGGCUUUGACAGAUCCUGAAGAAACCGAUGAUGCUGAUGAUGAAUCUGCCUUGUUCUCUCUUUUUUUACUACGUGUUUGUGCGUUUCUUUUACCCUGUUAUAUUAUGGCUUGGGCCGUCAGUAUAAUUCAGCAUCGAAUGCAGGAACAGGUCAGUCAUUUCAGAUUUGAUCAUGUUUUUGAAUCUUUAAGGUUCACAAAAUUGAUGGAAAAAAUAAAAACAGGAAGCAACAGGAGCACUAACAGCAACCCAUUUUGCAUUUGUGCUUCACACGGAUCCAACCAGAGAGCGGCAGUUUGCAAGGGCUGUGGCUGCUGCUGA
Impatiens glandulifera is the source of this 886-nucleotide messenger RNA. RefSeq lists its product as uncharacterized. The record is from RefSeq and is a predicted model, not a curated record. NCBI's taxonomy places the organism in Eukaryota, Viridiplantae, Streptophyta, Magnoliopsida, Ericales, Balsaminaceae. The transcript is spliced from 6 exons. Gene Ontology annotation, biological process: protein ubiquitination. Gene Ontology annotation, molecular function: ubiquitin-protein transferase activity; zinc ion binding. Gene Ontology annotation, cellular component: membrane. Bases 113 to 886 code for a protein of 257 amino acids.